GGUGGGUCACCGCGGUCACUCUCUCCAGAAAGAAGGUAGUUUCUCCAUUGGAACCGUCCAGCAAAGUAGCUGCGACAUGGGCGCAAAUAUUGCAAACUCGUUUUUGCUACGACUUCGUCAAAAUUUGAGAAGAAAAUUUGGUGCUUUUACUUUGCUUGUUACCGUCUACCUUCAAUUAUUCCUCUUCACCUUGCCGUUAGUUGGGGUCAUUGUUUCAGCAAGAGUAUUUGCGCCAACGCCAGACUUUUGGCAGCAAAAAUGGACCCAUAUUUUGACGUGGAUGGGCCACAACCAGCGCUUUGUUUUUGGGUUAAUGCCCUCAAUUAUUUCCACGGUCGUCUUUUGGAUUGUGGGCACCUCAUUCCUGCUGCUCGACUUUACUGGCUGGCUUUCCAAAUACAAAGUUCAGCCGGGCACCAACGAGCCCCCGAAAGCCCCUCGCCUCACCAAGGCGGCCAUCUGGGUGCUGAUCAACCAAUUUUGCGUCGGAGCCCCGCUCGGCGUGCUGGGCUACGAAGUUUUGCGGUUAACGUCAACGCAGGAGCAAAUCAGUCUGGACAAAUUUGAGGAGCUGCCCUCGAUUUCCACUCUUCUUUUUGAGUUGGCCGCUUUCAUGACUAUUAGAGAAGUGAUCUUCUAUUACGGGCACAGGUUGCUGCACCAUCGAUUGUUCUACAAACACUUCCACAAACAACACCACGAGUGGACGGCGCCGAUCGCCUUUAUCACCAUUUACUGCCACCCAGUAGAACACAUCUUGGCCAAUAUUUUGCCCACGGCCGUGGGACCGAUUUUGCUCAAGUCGCACCCCCUCAUUGACUGGACCUGGUUCCUCCUUAUCAUGGCCUGGCCUAUGUUCAACCACUCAGGGUACCACCUUCCCCUGUCACCGUCCCCUGAGUUCCACGACUUUCACCACAUGACGAGCAAUCAAAAUUUUGGAAAUCUGGGCAUCAUGGACGCAUUCCACGGAACAGACAAACAAUGGAAGAAAACCGAGUCAUAUGAAAGGCACUUUACACUUUUUGGAAUUAAGCCUGCGCGAGAAGUAAUCAAAAGCAUUCAGUAGAUUUAAAUUUGAUUGCUAAAAUCAGCUAAAAUGUUGAUUUAAACUUGAAAGUAAAAAUGACUAAAAUCAAAUUUUUGUUUAACAAAAUUAUGUUACUAUUUUGAUAAUUUGUUAGUCAUAAAUUUUUGGUUCAAUCUUCCUACAUAAAUUAUAUUCUGAUGAAAUAAAUAAUAAACUCAUUAUG
Messenger RNA from Neocloeon triangulifer, 1253 nucleotides. Its product is annotated as fatty acid hydroxylase domain-containing protein 2-like. Gene Ontology annotation, molecular function: iron ion binding; C-4 methylsterol oxidase activity. The record is from RefSeq and is a predicted model, not a curated record. The coding region runs from base 77 to 1069 and encodes 330 amino acids. NCBI's taxonomy places the organism in Eukaryota, Metazoa, Arthropoda, Insecta, Ephemeroptera, Baetidae. The transcript has 5 exons. Gene Ontology annotation, biological process: sterol biosynthetic process.